Geodia barretti is the source of this 1530-nucleotide messenger RNA. The record is from the annotation of a GenBank genome assembly. NCBI's taxonomy places the organism in Eukaryota, Metazoa, Porifera, Demospongiae, Tetractinellida, Geodiidae.
AUGCGUUAUGACGUGAUAGUGGUUGGUGGCGGCGCUACCGGCUGCGUGCUGGCCUCCCGACUUUCGGAGGAUCCAUCCCGUGCAGUUUUGUUGCUGGAGGCGGGGCCUGAUUACCCCGAUCCGGCCUUGCUCCCCGAUGAACUGCGGUACGGUUACACACGCGACGCCGAAAGGCAGGACGGGCCGCAUAACUGGUCGUUGCGGGGAAUCAUCAACGCAGAACAGGGCGAAAUACACGUUGCCCAGGGCAAAGUAAUAGGUGGUGGCAGCUCGAUCAACGGGCAGGUGAUGCUGCGGGGCCUACCCGAAGACUUUGCGUUGUGGGCUUCGUUGGGCAAUGACCGCUGGUCGUACACGGAUGUGCUGCCGUACUACCGCAAAUUCGAAUCCGAUCAGGACAUCCACGACGAUUUUCACGGCACGGACGGCCCGAUCCCGCUGGUGCGCCGGCAUAACGAACCCUGGCCGCCGAUCCAAAAAGCGUUUUAUGAAUCCUGUCGCGCUGCCGGGUACGGCGAUUGCGCCGACCUGAACGGGCCGGAGCCGGGCGGCGUGGGCCCCAUUCCGAUGAACAACCCCGGCGGCGUCCGGAUGUCCACCGCCCUCACGCAUCUUAAUCCAGGUCGCCAUCGCCUGAACCUCACGGUGCGGGGCGGCGUCGUGGCCCGGCGCAUUCUAUUCAACGGCCAGCGGGCGGUUGGAGUCGAAGCGGAGAGUGGUGGGCAGGUGUUCAACAUCGAGGCGGAACGUAUUGUGCUCAGCUCCGGUGGCAUCAAGUCGCCGCAUCUGCUGAUGUUGUCCGGUAUCGGGCCGUCCGAGUCGCUGCGCCGGUACAACAUUGAUGUGCUGGUGGACCAGCCGGCCGUGGGUCAAAACUUGUGGAACCAUCCCAUCGCCAGCGUGGGACUGCGUGCCCGCGAUGGUGUUACGUUGACGCCCGAUGCCCAGGGUAUUCGGAUCGGUUUGCGAUACACCGCCACCGGUUCCGACACGCCCAACGACGUCAUGAUAAUGACCAACUCAAUCUUUUCGCCGUUGUCGGGCGACGUCCUGCCAGACCGCGGAAUCAGGCUGUCCUGCGCCCUGGAACUGCCGGCGGGAAGUGGCGAGGUGGAAUUACAAUCGGCCGAUCCGUUACAACAACCCAGGUUCAACUACCGGUACAUGGAAAAUGACUGGGACCGCGAACGGUUGCGGGAGGCGGUGCGACUGUGCCGGCGCCUGGUGGAUUAUCCGCCGUACGCUGAGGUUCUGGACGCCUGGGUUUCGCCCACUGAUCCGGAGUUGGCCGACGACGACUUGCUGGAUAGUUGGCUGAAACGCACCAUAGGGUCGGCGCGGCACAUGUCUGGAACCUGCAAGAUGGGUCCCGACGGCGACCCUGCCGCCGUGGUUGAUCAGCGCCUGAAGGUACGCGGCGUGGACGGCCUGUGGGUCGCCGAUGCCAGCAUCCUGCCGAAGGUGCCCCGCGCCAACACCCACGCCACGGUGAUCAUGGUCGGUGAGCGACUGGCCGCGGAAUGGGACUAA